AUGACUGAAGAAUUGAAUGCCCUCAUAAAGAAUGGCACCUGGUCACUUGUUCCCUAUGAUCCUUCCAUGAAUGUUGUUGGGUGUAAGUGGGUGUUUCGUGUCAAGCGCAAAGCUGAUGGUACAAUUGAUAGGUACAAAGCACGUUUAGUUGCCAAGGGAUUUCAUCAACAAGAGGGAGUUGAUUACACUAAGACGUUUAGUCCCGUUGUCAAAGCCACCACUAUUCGCACAGUUUUGUCACUUGUUGUCAGCAAUGGUUGGGAAGCUCGUCAGUUGGACACUUCAUCGGUCCCUCUAUGGCUUAAAACAAGCACCACGGGCAUGGUUUCAGUGUUUGAGUUCUUCCCUUUUACAACUUCAAUUUAUUGGCUCUAA
Messenger RNA from Prunus dulcis (almond), 375 nucleotides. RefSeq lists its product as uncharacterized. Bases 1 to 375 code for a protein of 124 amino acids. The record is from RefSeq and is a predicted model, not a curated record. The transcript has 2 exons. NCBI's taxonomy places the organism in Eukaryota, Viridiplantae, Streptophyta, Magnoliopsida, Rosales, Rosaceae.